This is a messenger RNA of Diversispora eburnea, 348 nucleotides long. NCBI's taxonomy places the organism in Eukaryota, Fungi, Glomeromycota, Glomeromycetes, Diversisporales, Diversisporaceae. The record is from the annotation of a GenBank genome assembly.
AUGGUCAUUUUCCAGUUAACAACAACAACUAAUCCCAUGGAAGAUAAUUCAAUAUUUAAAUCUUAUAAUAAAAACAUUUCUUCUAAUUCUUUUUUGAGUAAUAGUGGAGAUGGAGAUACCAAUUAUAUUGUUAAUAGACGUUCAAUAGAAAGCACUACAAUAAAUACACAUAAACCACCUCUUAUACCUACCAUAAUACAUCCUCUUUGUCUACCAACAUCAACUUCUUCACCUAAAAAAAAUAACAGUAACUCGAUUUCAAAUUCUAGAGAACAACAUUUAUUAUUAACAACAUUAAGAAGUUCGAGUGAUCCCUUUGUAUCUAGUAAAUUAUUAGAAACUAAUAAA